Closterium sp. Naga37s-1 is the source of this 3996-nucleotide messenger RNA. Lineage: Eukaryota; Viridiplantae; Streptophyta; Zygnematophyceae; Desmidiales; Closteriaceae. The record is from the annotation of a GenBank genome assembly.
AUGGCCGGGACAAUGAAGGUUCCUUGGAAGGUGCCGUCCGGGUCCUUGACCGUGCUCGCUCUCUCGCUGCUCGCAGCUAUCUCCGCGGCCGGCGCGUCCACAGGAGGCCUCGAUGCCGUCCCCGUGCGCAUUGACUGCGGCAGCGCACAGCCAUCAGUGGCAAACGGAGUGGAGUGGCAGGCGGACGAGUUUUUCGACGGCGGUGAGGCCAUUCAGCUGCCGGGGGCCAACGAGUCGCGCCUCGCUUCCCCCGUCGAGUCCUCGCUGCGCGCCUUCCCCCCUUCCAACAGCCAGUCCGGCCAGGGCGGCGGCUGCUACAACGUCCCGCUCACCACCGGCGCGCGAUACCUCGUCCGCGUCGGCGUCGCGUAUCGGAACUACGACGGCGCGUCGUCGCCUCCUUUUUUCGACGUUAAGAUCAACGGUCUACUGGUGAAGACCCUCACGCUCCCAGCCGUCGAGCCGCAGUUCCCAUCAUCUGCGUUUUACUCCGAUUUCCUGGUAUACGCGCUACAGGGCUCCAUCUCCGUCUGCUUUACGCCGUUCCUCGGCGCUCCUUCCUCCACUCCCUUGGUCAAUUCCCUAGAAUUCCUCCCUAUCCACCCGGAGUCAUAUGAUGCAGCUAGCAUCGGCACCGACGCUAUCCUCACCACCAUGCUCCGAGUCAACUUCGGAGGCCCAGAAGUUACCGAUGCUGAGGACGUUGGUUACCGAACCUGGGCUCCCGACGUCAAGCCUGGCGUUCCUGGAGGGGGGGCUACCAGGGGCCUGCAGCCACUGCAGUUUGCCACCCUCUCCACCACCCAGCCCAUUUCAAAUGCAGGCUCGCUGCCCGACGAGCUGCCCACGCAAAUCUUUCAGGAUGCCCGGGUGGGUAAGGAGGCUGGUGUUGGCCGCGCAACAGGGUUUAUUUACCGAAUUGACCCUCAAAAUCCCCUCCACCUGUUCUAUGUGCGGUUGCACUUCGCGGAGAUAGAAGACGGUGUGAAGCAGGGGGACCGGCGGUUUGACAUUAAGCUGUCAGAGGACAGCAUAUUCGGCCAUGAGGGUGCGCAUCAGGACGAAGAUACAGUGGACCAGCAGGGAAAGCUCUGGCCCAACGGGUUUGACAUUAUUGAGGCUGCUAACGGGUCUGCUUUGACGGGAGUCACACUGCCGAUAUUCUUCAAUCACUCGGUGUAUGCGGAGAAUUACGGACGCGAGCUGCGGGUGUGGCUGCCUGCUAUGCCGGACUCGCCCAAGCCCCCUCUGCUGUCUGCUGUGGAGAUUUAUGAGAUAACGCGCACACCUGUUGAUGGAUACGUGUACCGAGGCAUGACGGCCAGUGACAUUGCAGGCAUUGUGGUGGCGUGUGUCUUCGGUGUCAUCUUUGUGUUGCUCCUUGCAUGGCUCCUGGCCGCCCGCUUCACUCGCAGCUCCCGCCAGUAUGCCAUCUUUGGUGCUUCUGGUCAGACUACCGCACCCGCGCCCGGGUCUUCAUCCAUUGGUGCAGAGCCAGCAGGCGAUGCGGUCGUUCAAUCCAGCCAGAGCGGGGAGGCAGUCUCGGGGAGCGGGAAUGCGCAGCAAUCUCAGCAGCCAUCCCAGCAGCAGCAGCAGCAACCACAGCAGCCACAUCCGGGCAUUUCGCAAACGCCGGAUCAGAUGCACAUGCAACAGCAGCAGCACAUGCAGCAGCAGCACGUUCAGAUGGUUCCAGGAUCAGACCCUAACGGGAAUGUGUUCUACGCUGCGGGGAACGGAUUUGUUCCGCACUACUUCUAUGACUAUUCCGCAGAUCCUGGAAGGUUCUCCCACGAGCAGUGGGAGGAGUACAUGCGUAUGGCCAACAGCGGCGCUCCUGGAGGGGGGCCUCCUCUCGUUGGUCUCAUGCCCGAAGGCAUAGAAGGCCACCCUCCCCAGAUGUACGCGCCACACCACUUCCAGUUCCAGCCGCCCGUCUUCCCCCCGCCCGUUCCCCCCCCUCCUGCCGAUCCGUCGAAGCUCGCGGCGCUGCCCGAUCAGCUGACUCAGUCCGGCAGCUCGUCCGCGCCCGCACCAGCGGACGGCAUGGCCGGGCCCAUGCCUCUCCUUCCAGGCCAGACGAUGCCCGCGGGAAUCGCCCCGCCGCCGCAUCUCGCGCACAUGCAGAUGCACGGCGUUCCCCCCAACGGUGUCAUGCCACCUCAAGGCGUCCCCCUUCCUGGCGGACCGCCGCCCCCCGGAGGCCCAGGCGCCGCACCGGGGGCGCCCAUCCCCAUGGGCCGCGGCCCCCCUGGCGCGCACCUCGGAAACAUGCCCGCGGGCAUGCACGGCCGCGGCGGAAUGGGCCCCGGGGGGGUUGGCGGGCGGGGAAGGGGGGAUGGGGGCAGGGGAGGACGGGGCUGGGGCGGAGGCCCCGGGAGGUAUGACAAAGGGAGAGGCGGCAGGGGAGCGCGAGGUGCUAGGGGAGGGUACGGCGGGUAUCCGGGGGGGAUGAUGAUGAUGGGCGCACCUGGGGGCCGUGGGGUUCAGAUGCAAGGCAACGGGAUGCACGAGGCGGUUAACGAGCAGAACCGCGGGCCUAGGACCAACCGGGCGGGGCGGGGGAAGCAGCCGCAGCAGCCAAUGGGAGCAGCAGGUGCGGCGGCAGCUGCUGGGGACGGAAGUGCGCAGGCAGCUGCUGCUGCAGCGGGAGGAGCAGCAGGGGCGCAGGGCGGGGUAGCAGGGUCAGAUGGUGCUGCCAACAGCGGUGCUUCUACCUCUGCUGCUGCAGGCGCCGCUGCUGGCGCGGUGGCUGGGGGUGCUGCUGCUAACACUGCAGCAGCGGAAGGCGGCGCCCCGAAUGCUAGCAAUGCCGCUGCGCUCCCUGCUCUCGCCGGCACGCCCGGGUUCCUCGCCUUCCCUGGCAUGCCCGGCGGUCCUGCGCCCGGAUCGUACGCCACUCCCGCCAUGGGAGGCGCGCCCCUAGGCGCCCACGCUAAUCCCGCCGCCGCCGCCGCCGCCGCCGCUGGUGUUGCGGGCGUGGGCGCGCCGAACCCCUGGAGCCUCGUACAGGGUAUGGAGGAGAUUAAUAGGGCGGAUUUCCCGGUGACGUACCAGGCGGCGAAGUUUUUCGUGAUCAAGAGUUACAGCGAGGAUGACGUGCACAAGAGCAUCAAGUACGGCGCGUGGGCGUCCACCCCCAACGGUAACAAGAGGCUCAACGCCGCGUUCCAGGAAGCAUCCGCGAAGGCCGCUGCGACUGCGUCUCGAUGCCCCGUGUUCCUCUUUUUCUCGGUGAACGCGAGCGGGCAGUUCUGCGGCGUUGCAGAGAUGAUGUCGCCGGUGGACUUCCAGCGGUCGGUGUCGUUCUGGCAGCAGGACAAGUGGAACGGGCUGUUCACGGUGCGCUGGCAUGUGAUCAAGGACGUGCCCAACGCGCACUUCCGCCACAUGAUCAUUGCUGCCAACGAGAACAAACCCGUCACCAACUCGCGCGACACACAGGAGGUGCCGCAAGAGCAAGGGCAGCAGAUGCUGCGCAUAUUCAAGGACUACAUGUCCCGCACGUCCAUUCUCGAUGACUUUGACUUCUACGACAAGAGGCAGAAGGCCAUGCAGGCACGCAAGGAGCGUCUGCAGCACCAGCAGCACCACCCGCACCCCCAGCACCCACAGCAGCAGCAGCACCCGCAUCAGCAGCACCAGCAGCAGCAGCAUCAGCAUCAUAUGCAGCAGCAGCAUCAGCACCACAUGCAGCAGCAGCAGCAGCAGCAGCAGCAGCAGCAGCAGCACCCGCACCACCGCCAGCAGCAACACAUGCUGGCGUUUCCGCCUCUGCAGCACCACAACCAGCAGCCGCAUCCGCAUUACCAUGGCGGCCCGUAUGGCCGUGGGGGCAUGCACCGACACCAGGUGGGUCGGGGUGCUGCUGCUGCAGCAGGUGGUGCUGAUUCUGCUGCUGCUGCUGCUGCUGCUGCUGCUGCCCCAGCAGCUGUGGAUUCCGGUGCUGCGGCAGCCGGUGGUGCUGCUACUACUGCAGCAGAAACGUCCAAGUGA